CAAGAUUGGGCUACUCGUUCAAAAGUUACAGCCCUUUGAAUUUUUUUCUAGUCGUUAACUUUUGAUUGAGAAGUCUGAUUGCGAGUUGCGACCAGAGACAUGUAUAAACAACAUUCCUAACCUCAAAUAAAUUUGAAUGGUUGUGAAUGUCUGAAAAGUCAAGACUGUGUUCCAAAUAAUGUUGUUAUUAAGAAAUAGUAAAAUGUUUUUAUUUACUAUACGUUACAGCGGGGUUCCGCUUUUAGAAAACUAAUAGCGUACAUUUAUCUGUUUCAUAUUUCGUCCUACCCACAUCUUGCAAUGGCACAUUUACCCCACAGAACAUCUAUAUUACAAGACCGUCUACAAAAAUUGAAGAACAGCGAGGCAAAUUGUAGAAAAAUAUGGCAACAGUACCAAAUUGUUGCGAAGUACUAUGAAAGUAAUCCAGUUGGUCCAUGUCCCUUCUCCAUAACUGAAUUACAUAAAAACACUUUUCGAACCAAGACAGUAAAAAUUAACAACUCUAUAUUUGAGGUGUUGCGAAAGCGUAUGUUUGAGUUUCAGCAAGAUAUCUCUAAAAUCAAUGUUUUAAAUAAACAAUUUGAUGUAGAAACGAAAAAGUUUCUAAAGCAUCUCGGUAAAAGUAAAAGUAAUUUUAUAGAAUACAGCAUUGUGGCAAUGCAAUGGAGAGAAACUGUCUGUUGUCAAACUGGAUAAGCAAUUCUGAUUUAUCGGUCAAUUUGGAUCAGGACACAACUGCAUUUAAAACAACCAUAAUAUUUGACGAGUUUCUGUGUCAAUUUUAUAUUUAGUAAUAGAUACUUGCUACACGUUUUAAAUGAGUUUUCAUACAAGACCAUUCAACAAACACUCCUUAAACUACAAAACAAAUGAUAAACAUGUACAUGAAGCGCUGGAUAUCUGCGAAAUGCAAGAGAGUAUCAAGCAUUCUUUGCUUUGCACAGCGCCAAAGUGUUAUGAAAGAAGCCCAAGCGUUAUACCAUUUCAUGUACCUCACAAAAAGCUUUUAGAAAAAAUAGAAAGCAAGCGGCAAGAAAAGGAACCUUUGACCGGCUAUUUAAAUCGACAAAAUGCGUUGUGUAAACAUAAAACAUUUUUUGAGGACAGUUCAACAAAAAAAAGAUCACGUCUUUCGUUAGACAAGCAUAAGUCUAAGGUACUGUUUGCCUCUCCCAGAGAUCUUAUUAGAACACCAAGAGUAGUAGGCAGUACCUUUGUUUUGCCACAUCAUCGCUUGCCAGAGGUUGUUGAUCAAGCCGAAUUAAUAAAGCAGUUCAAAGAGGAAAAGGGUGGCUUCUUUAUUUAUAUGAUUUAUGCAUGUCCCAGGUCGUCAGAAUAUUAUACACCCUACGCUUUAAAAAUUGUUCCGUACAAAGAAAUUGAUAAAUCGAACUUUAUGACAAUGAGUUCGCAUGGAGUAAUGCAACAUGUAGGCACGGAGGUAGUAUUCACCCAUUUGCAUAAGUGGGAAUUGGAAUACAAUAUGUACUGCAGACUAAUGAAAAUUAAAUCGUUUUUUAAUUUUCGAUUGUGGAAGACAUUUUAUGUUUGGCGAAAAGGAAUCUUGUAUAAGAAGUUCCAGAAGGCGGCCACCUUCUUGAACGGUAACUUAUUCAUGCUUCUUCCAUCCCUGCGAGUGGCCCUUAUCGACAUUCAACACUUGUGUUACGUUACUGCAGGCUUAAAUUUUAUGGAUGUAUCUACGAUUAAAAAUUGGCACCUUUUCUACUUUAUUGAGGCGCAGAUGGAAAAAUUGGAAAUGGUAGUUCAUAAGUUGAAAGAAUUCCGAGAAGUUGUAAGGGAAAUAGUGGUAAAUGCGUGUCAUGGUGCGUUAUUGGCGCAAGGUUUCGUGGUCAAUGAAUAUUUGCUAGAGGACGGUCAAGGCAAAAAAAAAGAUCGGACUCUUAAAUUAUCGUAUAUUGAGCAAGCAAAGAAAGGAAAGUUUUGUCUGCGGCUCACGUGUUUCAUAACGCUUGUCGAUUAUAUGAUAAUAAAUAUGCUGCAUAACGUGACAAUGACAUCCUUUGUUGAACUAAUGGACACCUUCAAGCAACACUUAGAUUACUUACCCAGCCUUGGAACAUCGGAGCUGGCGGAAUACGACACGAGAAUUGAAAAACCAAGACCUGAAGGAUCAACCGAACUACCCUUGUUCAUUGUAAACGUGGUCGCGGGGUCCUGUGAAAUGGGUACGGAGCCCUGUUAUGAAACUGCCGAAGGAAUUUUCCAACAAAUCAUUGCUCUGUGGAUACAAUCUGUGAAAGACAUUAGGCCACUAAUUGCUGAUAGUGUGUACGAACCAUUCACAAAUCCUAUGAUAAAUGGGAAAAAAGAAGAUAGGAUAUGCGGUUACGGCCCACCCAUUUCUUUUUAUCUAGAAGACGAUGAGCAUCUGCAAAGCGUGCAGCAGGAAACUUUUAACUUGUUGAAGUUUAACUACGAAGCCGCUCAUGUUUACAUUCAAAGGCUUGAGCCAAUUCGAACAUUUUUUGCUGCUGACCUCGGUACUACAGCAGAGACCAUCGAAAAAGAAAGAGUACUGGAAGUUUUUAGAGGUUGGUGCACUCGUUAUCAUAAAGAAGUAGAAAUUGUCAAUACUGUGAUCGAUCUACAACCGCUUGGAAUUUUAUAUAUGAAUCAAAAAUUAUUCAAACAAACCAUUUUACCGGAACCCAAAAGACUGAUUAAUAUAAUCGAACAUACAAUGCCUUGCAUUGGUAAAGAUAAGGUUAAUGGCCUUCUCCAAGAAGCAGAAGAAUCCCAACUAUUUUUGGAGGUUCCUCCUACAACAACUCUCGAAAUUGUCGAUUAUCUGAUGUUUGUGGAGAAGGCAGUGUUGAGGAUGGACGAGAUGGAACUGGAACUGGAGUACUGUAAAGAAUUAUACGAUAUUAUGGAAGAGUUUCGUAUCAUGAUUGAUCCGGACGAAUUAUCGAACUAUUUAGGUCUCAGUAUAAACAUAGGUAAUCUACGAAAUUUAGUUGAUAAAAAGAACGAAGAACGACCUACAACCAUAAAGAAAUUGAACGAUCAGUUGAAUAAAGAUAUUAGCAACUUAAUAUCCGAAGUGGGAAUUAUCAAGGAUGAGUGUCUUGAACCGUGGUUAUAUGACAUAGAAUCAGAUGCCAAGGAAGCCACUAAUUUUCUUGACACAUUGUAUACUCGCCUUAGUGCUUGUCAAGGUCGCGCCGGAGAAUUCAAAUCCUACCAGAAGCAGUUUAGGAUGGAAGUCACCAGAUUUGAUAUGCUGGAUGAAGUAAUGAAUGAUUUGAAGCUACGCAUGCUGCUAUGGGAAAGUCUAGAUUCUUGGCAUAAAGAAGUUAAGGAAUGGUACACGACAGAUUUCCAAACAUUAAAUACGGAGGAAAUGAAUUUGUUUACGGCCAAGACCGUUAAAAAUAUAACGCAGCUCGAAAAGGGACUUCCGAGGAACUUAAUUCUGCCAAAGUUAAAGGACGAAGUUGAGCUGGUGAAGAAUAAGCUUCCUACCAUUACGUAUCUGCGCAAUCCGUCUUUGCGUCAAAGACACUGGCUCAAAAUUGAAAAUGUGCUCAAUCAUAAAUUCAAGGCUGAAGAAAUGAUUACCUUGACGAUGUUAGAAGAAUUGCGUGUGUUUGAUUAUCCCGACGAAAUUAUGGAAAUAUCCGGUCAGGCUAGUAGCGAGGCCGGACUUGAAUUGCUACUCAAAAAAGUCGAAGAAAGUUGGAAAACAAUCGAGUUCUCUGUUGUGCCACAUCGUGACGCUAAAGACGUGUACAUUUUGGGUUCGCUUGAAGAAAUUCAGGUGGUAUUGGAUGAUAGUAACAUUAACAUCGCUACAAUUGCUAGCUCUCGUCAUGUUGGACCUAUUAAACCUCGUGUGGAGGAAUGGGCGAGGCUACUAGACCUAUUUUCUCGAACAUUGGACGAAUGGCAACUCUGCCAACAAAGCUGGGUUUAUUUAGAGAUAAUAUUUUCGGCGCCCGAUAUUCAGCGUCAACUUCCCUCAGAAGCGAAAAUGUUUUUAAUUGUGGAUAAGUCGUGGAAAGAGAUUAUGAGACGUACGGCAAAGGUUCCUUUGGCAAUUGACGCAGCUACGUACCCCGGCUUGCUAGAGACAUUCAUUAAAAACAAUGCGCUUUUAGAGCAAAUUAUGAAAUGCCUCGAAUCAUAUUUAGAAACUAAACGUGUAUCUUUCCCACGAUUCUAUUUCUUGUCCAAUGACGAAUUAUUGGACAUUUUGGCGCAGACUAGAAAUCCGUUCGCCGUUCAACCGCAUUUGCGUAAGUGUUUCGAUGCCAUCGCAAAGUUAGAGUUUGGCACAAAGGUAGCAAACGAAGAAGAGGAUGAGGAAGGCACAGGCAAGCAGGAAGUUAUCAUGACAACGGAUAUUAUCGCCAUGAUUAGUCCGGAGGGAGAGAGGGUCGAAUUAGGAAAAGGGCUAAAAGCUCGUGGCAACGUCGAGGAUUGGCUGGGUAAAGUUGAGGAAUCAAUGUUCGUCUCGUUAAGAAGGCGAAUGAGGUUCUCACUUGAGCACUAUUUUACGUUGGCACGCGAGGAUUGGGUUGUUUGUCAUCCGAAUCAAAUUAUUCUGACAAUGUCUCAGGUGAUGUGGGCACGAGAUGUUCAUGCCAUCCUGGAUGGAAAUGGCAAUAAGCUAUCCGAACUUCCGAUGUUUGAAAAGAAGUGCAUCAUUAACCUGAACAAACUCGCUGGCCUGGUGCGCAAAGAUUUGACGCCAGUCGUACGAAAAAUAUUGGUCGCUCUUAUAACAAUUGACGUACAUGCGAGAGACACUAUCACCAGCAUGGCAAAAAAUAAAGUGCAAUCGAGUAUCGAUUUCGAAUGGUUGAAAAUGAUUCGAUAUUAUUGGCUCGAAAGUAUCGAUAAUUGUGUAGCACGUAUGUCAAGCGCCGAGCUACCAUAUGGCUAUGAGUAUCUGGGGGCCGGUGGUGUUCUGGUGAUCACUCCACUUACCGAUAAGUGCUAUUUGUGUUUAAUGGGAGCAUUACAGCUUGAUUUAGGUGGUGCACCUGCUGGACCAGCCGGCACAGGAAAAACUGAGACGACAAAAGAUUUAGCCAAAGCUCUAGCAAUUCAGUGCGUCGUGUUUAAUUGCUCGGAAGGUUUAGACUAUAAAAUGAUGGGACGAUUUUUCUCCGGUCUAGCCCAAUCGGGCGCUUGGUGCUGCUUUGACGAAUUUAAUCGUAUCGACAUUGAAGUACUAUCCGUAAUUGCACAGCAGCUGAUAACAAUACGAAAUGCGAAAGCGGCGAAAUUACAAAGAUUUAUGUUUGAAGGAAGAGAAAUUAAGCUGGUGCAGAGAUGCGCCGCGUUCAUUACUAUGAAUCCCGGAUAUGCGGGAAGAACGGAGUUACCUGAUAAUUUGAAAGCACUCUUUAGACCAGUUUCCAUGAUGGUCCCGGAUUAUGCUUUAAUUGCCGAGGUAACUUUAUACUCGGAAGGUUUUGAGUCAUCCAAAAUAUUAUCGCAUAAAAUGGUUCAAAUGUAUAAGCUAUGUAGCGAGCAAUUGUCUCUACAAGAUCACUAUGAUUUUGGAAUGCGAGCUGUAAAAAGUGUAUUGGUAAUGGCCGGUACACUUAAGCGUGCGUCUCCUGAUCGUAACGAGGAGAUUGUGCUGAUAUGCGCCUUGCGAGAUAGUAAUCUACCUAAGUUUUUGACGGACGAUGCAGUGUUAUUUCAAGGUAUAUUGAGCGAUCUAUUCCCCGGUGUAACACUACCGGUUCAAGAGUAUGGGGACUUUUUAGUCGCAAUUGAAAACAGCUUGGAGGCGCAAAACUUACAAACCGAGGCGUCUAUGGCUAAAAAAAUAAUCCAGUUAUACGAAACCAUGAUCGUACGUUGGGGAGUUAUGUUAGUCGGUCCUACUGGUGGAGGAAAGAGUUCGAUACUUUAUACCUUAAAACUGGCGUUGGAAAAAAUGCAUCACGACGGAUUUGAAGGUCCAUACUACAGACCUGUUCAUACAUAUAUUAUGAACCCUAAAGCCGUAACCGCCGGCGAGCUGUACGGUGAAGUUAAUCCAUUUACACUAGAAUGGCGCGAUGGCCUAAUGGGAAUAAUGGUGCGCACAUCUGUUCAGGUAUAG
Molecule: messenger RNA, 6091 nt
Organism: Photinus pyralis (common eastern firefly)
Lineage: Eukaryota; Metazoa; Arthropoda; Insecta; Coleoptera; Lampyridae
Product: dynein heavy chain 6, axonemal-like
Exons: 25
Coding region: 821-6091 (1756 amino acids)
Biological process (GO): microtubule-based movement
Cellular component (GO): dynein complex
Molecular function (GO): dynein intermediate chain binding; ATP binding; dynein light intermediate chain binding
Source: RefSeq, a predicted model, not a curated record